This is a messenger RNA of Petromyzon marinus (sea lamprey), 2332 nucleotides long. It is a transcript of the gene C11H10orf95, whose product is annotated as chromosome 11 C10orf95 homolog. NCBI's taxonomy places the organism in Eukaryota, Metazoa, Chordata, Hyperoartia, Petromyzontiformes, Petromyzontidae. The record is from RefSeq and is a predicted model, not a curated record.
GAGCGUUCCAAACGGCCGCAGAAGCUCGUCUGAAAUCAUGCUAUAUCAUGACCGUGUUUGUUGGGUAAUGUUGUGAUGAUGGGUUCUUCUCAUCUAUAGAUUCUUGUUGGCAUUGGCCAAGAUAGAGGGCCUGCAUAGUGUGGAUGUGGAGAUUUCACUCCCACACCACGAUGAGCCCCAUCGACUCGCCUCCACGCGCUUCGUGUCAUCAUCAUUAGCAACAUCAACAACGUAAACAUCAUCAACAGCCCGUGCGCUCCGUGUCAUCAUUAGCAACAUCAACAACGUAAACAUCAUCAUCAACAGCCCGUGCCAGUAUCAAAAACAUGAAUACAAUUAUCGUCAUCAUCGACACAUCAAUCCAUCACCAUCAGCAGCAUGUCAAUACAUGAUCAUAAUCACCAUACUCCGUGAUCGUCAACAUCAUCUUCAUCAUCAUCAUAAACAGCACCCGAUAUAUUAUCGUUAAUACCCCAAUCCAUCAUCAUCAACACCAGUACCCAACUCAUCAUCACAGGUCACAACCACAUCAUAAUCACCAUCACACCAGUCCACCACCAUCAUCAUCACAGCACCCAAUAUGACAUCAUCAUCACAAUCGUCACUGUCAUCACACUCGUGGAGGACUUCAUGCCAGCACACGCAGCUCUUAUCGCAUGACCCACGCUGUCUGAUACAACUCUGCAUAUUUGCCCACGAUAACAAAACGGAGACUUCAAAGUUACGGCUAGGAAAUCCAUGACAAUGGAAUGGUAGCUAAGUGCACAAAUAAGUCCCCUACAAAGUAAUAACCCCCUUUUCAGAUGCCUUCCCCUACCCCGACCACACAAAGCAGAGGGAGGGGGGAGGGGGGCUUCCUUGGGGGUCUGCGCCCCACCGAUUCUCUCCCCCCGCCUUUCUCCGAUCUCCCACUCGAGCCGCUGUUACCUGGUGUCGCCUGGUGUCGCCAGGUAACCACAUGCGUGCGUGCGUGAGUCACGCGCAGCGGGGGGUCGGAGCCGCAGGUAAGGCGACGGCGAGUCGAGGUGUUUCGACUCAGAGCGUGAGAGAAGCGGAGAGGGCGAGGACGGCAGCAGGUCGGGGCGAGUGAGUCGACUCCGCGUCUCGGCGCGAGGAGGAGGAGAAGAGGAGGAGGUCCCCAAGACCGAGAACCCCCUUUCUUCCGAGGACCAUCGCGGCCACUCCGAUGCGCGUCCCCACGCUGGCGGGGUGAGCGACCCGCGGCGUCGGCCAUUAUGUUCCUGGCCGGCCCUGCUCCUAUUCUCACGCCACCUCCCGUCCAGGGGCACAACUUCGUGAGCCGUCCUCUGUUCUUCCCGGGCGCCGCGUGGUCGGACCCCAGCGCCAUGGAGACCUUCCAUCACUUCCACCACGGAGGACGCGGCACCACCACCUCGCCCUCCUACUCCUACUCGUCCUCCAUCCCGCCCCAUUACCCCUACCAACACGCCUACCCCUACAUGCACCCCGGCGCUUAUUUGGCCCCGUACGUCAACCCGUACGUCAACCCGUACGCGUACCAUCAACACGCGGCAGGCUACUACGCCGGCUAUCCUGGCACGUUCGGGCUUUACUACAACCAGCAGCAGCAGCAUCAUCAUCAGCAGCAACAUCAGCAUCAGCAGCAACAUCAGCAGCAGCAUCACGCCCAGAACCUGCAGCAUUGGCCCGAGGGCGCGAGGCUGAGCGGGGAGCUGCGCUUCGGGGAAGUGGCGCGGGUCCACGCCGGCAGCGAGCGGCGCCCGCUGCCCGAUCUCGUGCUGGCGGACCUGCGGCGCGUCUACGGCACCUUCCCGCACACCGCCUUCACCGUCAGCCGCAGCGGAGGCGAGUUCCUGGUGCACGGGGAGCCGCGCGUGGGGCCCCAGGAGUACACCGUGGAGCGACGCGUGCUCAGGCCCAGCCAGAGCCCCAGCGGCAGCAGCAGCAGCGGCGGAGAGAGCGACGGGGGUCGGAGGGGGAAGAGGAAGGGCAAGAAGGGGGCCAGGCGCUAGAACGAGGGCGGCGAGGGACGCGGGGGAGGUGUGGUGGUGGUGCCGGGGCGAGUCUGUGGCUCCGUCUUGCCCGGCUGUCGUAGGAGAUUCCAUUGUCACCUUCCCGGGACAGUCCGGGAAUUUGUUUUUGUGUGCCACGGGUGGCAGACGGUCUCGGCCUGGUCCUGGCCGCACCACGGCCUCGUGCCGGCCUUCAUAGGUGCUGCCCGGUAACAACACUUGCCCCUGUCUGUCAAAGGUUAUGCGGGGGGGGGGGGGGGGUUGUCUUUGUUUUAUCUACGAAUAUGCAAAUACUGUAUACGUUUGGGAAUAAAACGAAAUAAAUGUUUACAAAAGGA